Paramecium sonneborni is the source of this 3650-nucleotide messenger RNA. The record is from the annotation of a GenBank genome assembly. NCBI's taxonomy places the organism in Eukaryota, Ciliophora, Oligohymenophorea, Peniculida, Parameciidae.
AUGACUCAUGGUAAUAAGAAUUACAAAUAUUAGUAAUUGUCAGUGGACCAAGUGAUUUCAAUCUUGAAACAGUUGCUAUAAACAUCAAUGGAAUUUGGUUAAAUAGGGUAGUAUUCUAAAAAGAAAAAGAUAAAGAAAUAAGUGUCAAAUUUAUUUACAUAAAAUGUUGCUAAUAGAAUACAUUCAUGAUAGACAGUAUAUAUUUGGAUAAUAUUAGUCAAUUAAAAUUUAUGGGGUUUUGGAGAAUCUUUAUAUGGAUAAUUAGCAGAGAGAGUUUCAUCAUUAAAAACCCCAAAUAAUAUAUCAAAAUUAAUGAAAUAAUAGUUUAUAAAAAUAGAUGGAGGAAUUGAUUUUGUUAUAGCAUAUACAAUAACUAAAUAGUUAUAUAUUUGGGGAAAUAUUCCAGGAUUGAAAUUUAAUUAAUUAUUAAAAGCAGAGAAAGUUUCAAAUAUAAAAGAAUAAUAGGGAAAAUCUUAUGAAAUUAAAGGUUUAAAUAUAACAAAAUAUUUCAAUUAAUAAAUAAUUGAUGAAAAAAGUAAUCCUCCUUCAUUGCAUUCAACAAAUAGGAAUUCUAAAUUAAAUGCUAAGUAGAUUGUUGAAAUUUAAGAUUAUUCUACUUACAAUAGCGUACUUUAUGUGAUAACAAAAAAUCUAAUGUUACAUUCAUUUGGUAAAUAAUUAGAGACUUAAAUUAAAUUUAAUGGAAUAUCUUGUGGUCCAUUUCAUACAUUAGCAAUGGAUGAGAAUGGAAAUGUUUGGAGUUGGGGUGAAUUUUACGAUGGUAAAUUAGGUUAUAUGAGAUUUGAUAUAUCUGAAUAGAAAGAGCCUAAGUUAGUUAUGGAUUUUAAGGCCAAAGCAAUUUAGUGUGUUUGUGGUGCAAAUUAUAGUAUAGCACUUGAUGUUAAAGGAGAUGUAUAUACAUGGGGUAAGGGACCUUUCAAAAUUGAUUUAUCAAAGGCUACAAUGCCAAGUAUAAUAAUUAAGAAAAAAAGCCCAUUUAUUAAAGUGGCAGCAGGUCUUGAUCAUUUUGGAGCUUUAAAUAGUUCUGGAUAACUUUAUGUUUGGGGAAGUAAUAAAAAAGAUAGUAUAUUUAAUUUUCCAGAAGAAGUUUACAUACCUGUACCAUUAGAAAUCUAAUUGAAAAUUAUUGAUUUUGAUAUGGGUCCAUAUAUUACAGGAUUAAUUAUUCAAAGAGAUAAUAAAAUUAAUUUACCACUUCUUAAUUUUGAACAUUUUAAAAUUUAAUAAUAUAAAGUAAUAUCAGAAGAAGCUUAAUUAAUUCAAACUUAUGUGAUUAAAAAAAAUGCUAUAGAGUAUGAAAAGAAAAAAAGUGAAGCUACUUCUCCUAUUCAAUUAAAAUAAGAUUAAUAAAGAUAAGAUUAAUAAAGAUUAUAUAAAAAAAAAUAAGAUUAACAAAGAUAAGAAUCUUAAGAAUUUAAUAAAUUUAUUCGAAAUAAUAAAUCACUAAAAGGAAGCUAAUCAACUAUAUUUUAAAGUUAAACCUAAUUAAAUUAAAAAUUAACAAAUUAACUUAAAUUUCCUAUUCUUUUUGAUGGAGUUUAUUCAUAAGUAUAAAAAAUGGAAUAAGAAAGUUAAUUAUAUAUACCUCUUUAAUUUUCUAAGACUGAUAGAAUAUGUAAAGAUCCAUCAUAAGAACUUAUCGAAUUAGAUGGAGUCAUAUAAACAGAUAAUGAUUAAUUAAAAUAUGAAUAUAUAUAAUUGGCUAGAGAAAAAGAUGAAGAAGGACUUCUAUUAUCCAUUUUAAAUUAAUUUGAGGAAAAAAAGCAAGAUAUACAAUUAAAAAUGCCAGAAAGAGUUCAAAUAAAUUAAUUUAGAAACAAAUUUAAAAUUACGAAACCCGUUUUUCAUGAUAAAUAUGAUUAAUUUGAUAAAAGUAUCAUCUAAGCUACUAAAGUAUAAAUUUAACUUCUUCAUUUUGAAAGAGCGAAAAAAAUUUUAUUGAAAAAAAAAUAAAGAGAAUUAGAAUUUGAGAAAAUAAGCUAAAACAGUCUAUAAUCAAUAAAACCACUUUAAAAUAAAGAAUAAAUGUUAGAGUCAAUAAAAACAAAAGCAUAAGAUAAUUAAUAUAAAGCAAAACUAGUUACUCAAAAAAAAGAAGAAAUUGAAUUAGAAAGAGCUAAUCAUUUUACCUAAGUUAUCUAUGAAAAAUCUUAAGAAUACAAAAAGAAAUAAAGGUAGAUCCUAUGUGAACAAUUAUAAAAGUAAUUAUUAUUCAAGUAAAUAUUGACCUAUUUAAAUCUUUAAAAUAUAGCAUAAAUUUAUCUAGAAAUCAGUCACAAUAUUCUAGAACUAAGAAGAAGCGAAUUUUUAUAAAACAUCUCAGCAAAAAAAAUUUAGCAUUAUUUUAGAAAAAAAUACAUCCUUGCUAAAAUUAUGAAUUAACUUAAUGCAAUAGCCAGAAAGAUUUUAACAUCCUUUAUUGUGAGAUAUAAAAUUUAACUCAGAAUAAAAAGAAAAUAGUAAAGAAUAAGAAGGCUUCAUAUAUUUUAAUUAAGAAAUCAAAUUAAAAUUAAGGUAAUCAUAGGUCUUGCAAAUAUUAAAAAUGCUACAAUAAUUACAUAGCAUUUUUGUUCUUGGUUUAAUACAAGCAUUUCAAUUCAAUUAAGUAUUCUUAACUAUUAUUGGGAUGAACAUCUAUUAAAAUAGUUUAAAUGUGUCAAUCUUAAUUAAGAAAAAGAAGAAUUAAAAGCCUGUCAAUCAAAUUAUACUAAAUUUAUAUAGGAUGAGUCUUCAUAUUUAACAAAUUAAUUGUUAAAUUAAGAAUAAAUGUUAAAAUUAUUGUAUUUAUAUUUAUAAAAUUAGAAAAUUUCCUAAAACUAUUCUAUUUAAGGGUCGUAUGUUACGUGAUUAUAUUAAUAAAUAAAUAGCAAUAAAAUCGGAUUUUUAAAAAAAAUAAUAAAAAAUAUUGAAGCAAUCAAAUUAAGUGUUAUUACCAUAUACUAGAUUUAUUGAAAAAAUAACACUUCCAAGCUAAUAUAAAAUUAAAUUAAACUUCUCGUAAAUUUCUCAACUUAAUUUAAUGGAAGAAUUAACUUUGUUGGAAUGCAGAAUAAAAAAAGAUGUUUUAUUCUCAUAUCUGUUAAAAGAAAGAAGAAAAUAUAUUGUAUAAAUGUAAAAAGUAAUUUCAAAUUUACAAUUAGUUUUUUUCUGACUUAUUAGAAUAUAAAGAGAAAAAUAAGGCUUUAAUAGGUUCAGCAAGAAUUAAAACUUUUUCCAAAUUGACAUCUUAAGAUGUAUUAUUUUUAAAAGAAUUAGAUUAAUAAGAGAAAUAAAUAUAAUUAUAAAGAUAAUCUAAUGCAAAAUAAAAAAGUAAAUUUAAAUUUAAUAUAGAAUAAAUCUCAAAACAAGUUUUCACUUUUAAAAUAGGUUUGAUACAAUAAAUUAAUUAACUUAAUGAAGAUCAAUUUCCUUAUUUAGGAUUAACAUUUAAGAUUGUAGAACAAUUGAUGAUUUAAUCGAAACCUGUAUUUGAAGUUAAUUUAGAUGUUGAAUAAUGGAAUGAAUUAUUCUAAGAGUAUUUCAAUGAAUUUAGAGCAAGAUCAGAAAAAAUUAUUAGUUCAUCAAUUAGAAUAACUACUUUAAAAAUUAAAUAAGAAAGCCCACAAAAAAAGAGAUCAAAAAUGAAUUGA